AUGCCAAGGAUACGGAAAAAAAGAUCAAACAGGGGCAACGACAAUGAACUGAUGAAGAGAGCUGCAAAUAUUUGUAUACAUGAGCAGAAAUCAGAGCGAUCAGUAGCUGAAAACCUAAUUAUUUGCCAUGUUAGUUUGAACCGGCAGAUUAAAAAGUUUAAAACUAGUGAGUUAGGUGAUUCUCCACCAAAAUAUGGUUACAAUCCACACACUAUAAUAUUUAAUAUAGACCAAGAAAUAAUGCUGAGCAAUUACUUAAAAACCUGUGCUGAUAUGUAUUUUGGAUUGAGCCCCAAUGAUGUUCGAAAGUUAGCAUUUGAAUAUGCAGUAAAAUUAAAUUUGAAAAUACCACAUUAUUGA
Molecule: messenger RNA, 360 nt
Organism: Macrosiphum euphorbiae (potato aphid)
Lineage: Eukaryota; Metazoa; Arthropoda; Insecta; Hemiptera; Aphididae
Source: the annotation of a GenBank genome assembly